Molecule: messenger RNA, 1941 nt
Organism: Capsella rubella
Lineage: Eukaryota; Viridiplantae; Streptophyta; Magnoliopsida; Brassicales; Brassicaceae
Product: berberine bridge enzyme-like 26
Exons: 3
Coding region: 167-1789 (540 amino acids)
Molecular function (GO): FAD binding; oxidoreductase activity
Source: RefSeq, a predicted model, not a curated record
CUCAUUACUCUUAACACCACACCAGUCACACACCCUUAAAUGUUCUUCAGUCUUUGUCGCCUUCAUCUCAUCACCACAACGUUUACGGUCAAGUUGGAUGGUGUUGAGAGCAAAGAGUAGCAAACAACAAUAAAGCAAACAGAGAAGAGACUUACUUGAGAAAAGAAUGAAAUCUUCAAGACCAUUCACUGUCUUUUCAUUUCUUUCGAUUUUGGCUUUAUAUUUUUCAUUAUACACCAUUACACCAACCUCUUCUUCACCCUCCCUACAAGACCAAUUCAUCAAAUGUGUCCAAAGAAACACUCAUGUUUAUUUCCCACUCGAGAAAACGUUCUUUGAUCCCGCUAAAAACGUCUCUAUGUUCAGCCAAGUCCUUGAAUCGACGGCUCAAAAUCUCCGGUUCUUGAAAAAAUCCUUGCCUAAACCGUGGUUUAUAAUCAACCCUAUUCAUGAGUCUCACGUCCAAGCUUCCAUCAUAUGUGCCAAGAAACUUGGAAUGCAUCACCGUGUUAGAAGCGGUGGUCACGACUAUGAAGGCUUGUCUUAUGUCUCACAGAUCGUCAAACCGUUUAUAUUACUGGAUCUGUCAAAGAUGAGACAAGUAGACGUUAAUAUUAAAGACAACACUGCUUGGGUUCAAUCUGGUGCCACAGUUGGUGAGCUUUAUUACAGGAUUGCGGAGAAGAGCAAAGUCCAUGGGUUCCCCGCGGGUUUGUGCUCGAGCUUAGGCGUAGGAGGGCACAUAACAGGCGGUGCAUACGGUUCUAUGAUGAGAAAAUACGGUCUUGGUGCAGACAAUGUUCUAGACGCAAAGAUCGUUGAUGCCAAUGGUAGAUUACUCGACAGAGCCGCGAUGGGUGAGGAUACAUUUUGGGCUAUUAGAGGAGGUGCUGGAGGGAGUUUUGGGAUCAUUCUAGCUUGGAAGAUCAAGCUUGUUCCUGUUCCUAAGACAGUGACAGUCUUUACCGUCACCAAAACGUUACAACAAGACGUUGGCAACAAGAUUAUCUCAAAGUGGCAAAGAGUCGCGGACAAGCUUGUUGAAGAGCUGUUCAUCAGAGUGCUCUUCAACGUAGCUGGAACUGGUAAGAACAAGACUGUGACCAUGUCCUACAACACUCUGUUUCUUGGCGGGAAAGGCACAUUGAUGAAUGUUAUGAAGAAGAGUUUCCCGGAGUUAGGGCUAACACUGAAAGAUUGUAUCGAAAUGAGCUGGCUUGAAUCCAUUUCUUACAUCUCUGGUUUCCCAGUCCACACUCCUACUAAUGUCUUGCUUAAAGGGAAGUCACCUUACCCAAAGAUCAGCUUCAAAUCCAAAUCGGAUUUCGUGAAAACCCCGAUUCCCGAAUCCGGGCUUCAAGGUAUCUUCAAGAAGCUACUUAAAGAAGAUAUUCCAUUGAUGAUAUGGACGCCUUACGGAGGAAUGAUGGCGAAAAUCCCCGAAUCUCAAAUCCCUUUCCCGCAUAGAAAAGGAGUACUCUUCAAGAUUCAAUACGUAACGAGUUGGCUAGACAAUGACAAGAUGCCGAGCAGACACAUCAACUGGGUCAGAGAUCUCCACAAUUACAUGACGCCGUAUGUCUCAAGUAAUCCAAGACAAGCUUACGUGAACUACAGAGAUCUAGACCUAGGAAAGAACACGAAAGAUACAAAAACUUGCUUCAAACAAGCUCAAGGCUGGGGAGCUAACUACUUCAAAAACAAUUUCAACAGAUUGGUUAGGAUUAAAACAAAGGUUGAUCCAAAGAACUUCUUCAGACACGAACAGAGCAUCCCACCUAUGCCCUAACGACAACUUUAUCAAGAAACAAAUAAGAAUAAACUAGAAGAGAUCAUAUUAUGGUUCUUCUGUGUUUCAGAAAGAAAAGAAAAGUGUGCUAGCUAUGUUUGUAGUAGUUUUCUUCACCUAUAAUUUCGAAAUGUAUUGCUUCUUAGUACUUA